This is a messenger RNA of Pelodiscus sinensis (Chinese soft-shelled turtle), 1978 nucleotides long. Its product is annotated as fatty acyl-CoA hydrolase precursor, medium chain-like. NCBI's taxonomy places the organism in Eukaryota, Metazoa, Chordata, Testudines, Trionychidae. The record is from RefSeq and is a predicted model, not a curated record.
GUUAGAACAGUUGACAGAGAAGAGGAGAGGAGAAAGGAGAGUGGCUACUGGAAAAACAGACAACAAAAUCAAGCAGAGAACUGACUUUAAAGAGCAGAACAGAGCAGAAUAAUCUGGAAAACCAUCAGCGCUGCAGUAGCAAUUCAAGUCGGUGGACAAUUUAAAACGAAGAAGACAACACCCUGUUCAAGUGCACAGAAGAAAAUGUCAUUUCCUGGUAGGAGUUCCCUGUUUUGGUCCCUGCUUUGUGCAGCAUGGGUGAUCGCAAUCCUAGUUGAAGGCCAGCAAAGCGAACAACCAGAAGUGGUUACCAAAUAUGGGCGACUGCAAGGAAAGCAAGUCACUGUCAAGGGAACCAACAGACUUACAAAUGUGUUUCUUGGAAUUCCUUUUGCAAAACCGCCCGUGGGAGCUCUGAGAUUUUCCCCACCACAACCAGCUGAAGCAUGGAUCAGCAUCCGAGAUGCAACUUCUUUUCCACCAAUGUGCUUACAAGACCGGGCAAUGCUGGAACAAUUUGAAGACAUUUUUCCAGCUAAACAAUUUAACUUCUCAAUUUCUGAAGACUGUUUGUACUUGAAUAUUUAUACCCCUGCCCAUUCUGAUGAGAAAUCCAAGUUACCUGUUAUGGUGUGGAUCCAUGGAGGAGCUUUAUUGACGGGUGGAGCUUCAAUGUAUGAUGCAUCAGCAUUAUCUGCUUAUGAGAAUUUGGUGGUGGUAACCAUACAGUAUAGAUUAGGUAUCCUUGGAUUCUUCAGUACUGGUGAUGAACAUGCUCGUGGAAACUGGGGCUUUUUGGAUCAAGUAGCAGCUCUCCAGUGGAUUCAGGAGAAUAUUAAACAUUUUGGAGGAGAUCCAGGAUCCGUCACUAUAUUUGGAGAGUCUGCAGGAGGAAUCAGUGUUUCUGUCCUUGUACUAUCUCCAUUGGCCAAAGGCUUGUUCCACAAAGCCAUCUCUGAGAGCGGAGUUGCACUUCUUUCUGCCAUGUUCACUUCACAUCCUGAAGCAAUUGCUAAGAUGGUUGCUAACAUAUCCAGCUGUGACGCCUCCAGUUCGGCUGCCAUGGUUCAUUGCCUAAGGAAGAAAACAGAAGAAGAAAUUAUUUUGAACUCCCAACAGCAACAGCAAAUCACAGUCAUCCCAGCAGUUAUUGAUGGUGUAUUUAUUCAGAAGAACCCUGAAGAGUUAAUGGCUAGGAAAGAGUUCAGUGCUGUCCCAUAUAUAAUAGGAAUAAAUAACCAUGAAUAUGGCUGGAUACUUCCUUAUUCAUCCAACACACCUGGCUUAAAGGAGGGCAUGCAUAAAGAAACCAUCCUCUCAUUAUUACAAAAGAUGAACCAGCUGCUGUCUGUGCCAGCUGAAGUUGUGUCUCUGAUAACAGAUGAAUAUCUGGGAGACACAGAUGACCCUGUUGCCCUGCGGGACCAAUUUCUGGAUUUGAUGGGAGAUGCAAUCUUUUUUGUUCCAGCUAUAAAAACAUCUAAUUAUCACAGAAACUCAGGAGCUCCUGUCUACUUUUACGAAUUCCAACAUCGUCCAAGUUUAGCAAGUUUCAAACCAGAUUUUGUAAAAGCAGAUCAUGGAGAUGAACUUAUUUUUGUCUUUGGAGGGGCAUUUCUUACUGAUGACAUGUCAAUGCUUGCUUCCAGAGAUGCUACAGAAGAAGAGAAACAUCUCAGCAGGAUAAUAAUGAAAUACUGGGCUAACUUUGCUCGAAAUGGAAAUCCUAAUGGCGAAGGUUUGGUGGAAUGGCCAGUGUAUGACACGAAUGAGCAAUACCUGCAGUUGAACCUACAACAGAAGAAAGCAAAGAAACUGAAAGGGAACAGAGUGGAGUUCUGGACAAAGACCCUGCCUGAAAAAAUCAAGAUAAUGAAGGAAAAGAAAGAGCAUGCAGAAUUAUGAUUCAUAAUGUGUAGAAGGGAAAAUGUGUGACUGUAUUACAAAAUAAAACCAGAUACAAUUGUUUUACUUUAAA